This is a messenger RNA of Cordyceps fumosorosea ARSEF 2679, 942 nucleotides long. RefSeq lists its product as hypothetical. The transcript has 2 exons. The record is from RefSeq and is a predicted model, not a curated record. The coding region runs from base 1 to 942 and encodes 313 amino acids. Lineage: Eukaryota; Fungi; Ascomycota; Sordariomycetes; Hypocreales; Cordycipitaceae.
AUGAGACUCGACUGCGCAGUCCUCGCCCUGUCACUUCUGACAGGUGCCUCGGCCGCGGCCGUCUCUCAACAGCUUGAAAUUGCACAGGCCGAUAUCCAAGAACAUGAUUUGUACAAGCGCAAGGGUGGUGGCGGUGGCGGCGGCCGUGGUGGCGGCUCCUCGGGGAGUCGCGGUGGUGGAAGCUCCGGCUCUGGUACGUCAGGUUCGUCUAGCUCAUCAGGAAGCCGCGGCGGCGGAAGCUCCGGCUCUGGCUCGUCCGGCUCGUCCAGCUCCUCUGGCAGCCGUGGAGGCUCGAGUUCGUCUAGCUCCUCUGGCAGCCGCAGCGGCUCCGGUUCGUCUGGUAGUCGUGGCUCGCCCACCAACACAGGCCCCAGUGUAAACUCCGGCGGCACCACAAAGUCAGGAUCCGGCCCCCAGCCCCAGUACGGCGGCGGGCAAUACUACGGCGGAGGCUCUCGUGUUCCCUACUCCGCCGGUGCCGCCAGGAACGGAAUCGUCCCCGGCCUCCUCCUCGGCUCUGCCCUCUUCUUCUGGCCCGGCGUCUGGGCGAGCGGCGCCUACAUGUACAACUACCACGACCCCUACCGCUUCCGCAAUCAAUCCAACGACAACAAGGAGGAAGAGCUGCCCGUCAUCUGCGGCUGCGCUGAAGGCGCCGAAUGCGGUUGCGACGAUAGCGGUAACGUUACCGCUCACCUCAACGAUCUCGUCGGCAACGGAAGCUAUGCCGGCCUCAACCAGAGCGUCGUCACCGUCGGAACCAAGGAUGGCCAAAAAGUCCUCCUUGUCAACGGCACCUUGCCCAACGGUACCACCGCUAAGGGCGAUGCAGACAUGGAUGCUGACGGCAACCCGACCUCUGCUGCGGCCAAGAAAGCUCUUGAGACUAUGGGCUUCUGGCCACUUGCCGCGAUUGUCGGCGCCAUCGUUUUCGCCGCCUAG